Molecule: messenger RNA, 4266 nt
Organism: Siniperca chuatsi (mandarin fish)
Lineage: Eukaryota; Metazoa; Chordata; Actinopteri; Centrarchiformes; Sinipercidae
Product: cholesterol 7-desaturase nvd
Exons: 7
Coding region: 425-1801 (458 amino acids)
Biological process (GO): cholesterol metabolic process; chlorophyll biosynthetic process
Cellular component (GO): chloroplast
Molecular function (GO): chlorophyllide a oxygenase activity; 2 iron, 2 sulfur cluster binding
Source: RefSeq, a predicted model, not a curated record
UUAUUCUCUGGGUUUGACAGGGGGGAUAAGUCAGACCACUGUGUUCAUAUUAUUAAAUCAGUUGUAGGCCUACAUAUGCAGUCUGAUAGAAAUGAUGUUUCUGUGGAACAAGUUAAGAGCAUCCUUAAAGAAUCCGAAUCCGAAGAAGGCCAAGGCAGCGGAGUUUAUCUGAUCUAAUCUAAUUAGGUAAGUCCAGGUAGCUGCACAGAAAAUGAAGGGAAGGGGCCCCAAAUAAAACUUCUGCUCAGGACCGGCCCUGGGUGUGGCUUACACAUAGUAGCGCAUCUCGUGUCCAAGACACCUGCAACAAUGCGUGCAACUCCCGGACGACACACAAAACUGUCCCGACAGCCUGCUGUGCAAGUGAGCGGCGACGCCGUGUCACUGCAGACUGCGACAGAGACACCAGAGAGCCACAGGAGACAUGGUGGACAGUCAGAACAUGUCCACUGGGAAGCUGGCUGCUAUUAUCGGGAUGGGAGUAGGCGCAAUGCUUAUCUUACUGGCCAGAGACCCGGUGGACUCAGUGGGCAACGGGUACCCGCUGUGGCGGGAAACCGGGCUGCUCGGUGUUCCAGCGCUGGCUGUGGUCUCCAUCAUUGUCGGAGUUUCCCUCCUCGCCAUGGACUGGCUGUACAGGCUUCUCUUCUGUCCCCUGGAGCUCCUAAGGGCGCCCGAUGAUGUGGGAUACAUCGCCGAAGACGGUCGCUCCAGAGCUCAGGCGGCAAACGAGGUCCGCCGCAGGAGGAAAACCGGAGAGCUGCCUCCGGUCUAUCCGAACGGCUGGUACCGAGUGCUGGACUCACGCAUGCUGGAGAGGGGCGAGGUCAAAAAUGUCUCUGUUCUAGGUGAGCAGGUGGCAGUGUUUCGUGGCCAGGAUGGGAAGGCCUACGUGGUGGAUGCCUACUGUCCACACCUGGGUGCAAACCUGGCUGUGGGAGGACGGGUGGUGGAAAGCUGCAUAGAGUGCCCAUUUCAUGGAUGGCAGUUUCGGGGGAACGAUGGCAAGUGUGUGAGGAUCCCCUAUGCAGAAAAAGUGCCAGAGUUUGCCAUGGUGCGCUGCUGGCCCAGCUGUGAGGUCAACGGCCUGAUACUGGUUUGGUUUCACUGUGAUGGAGAAGAUCCUCAGUGGACCGUCCCAGAGCAGCAGGAAAUUACAAAGGGCGAGUGGGUCUAUCGGGGGAGAACUGAACAUUUUAUCAACGCUCACAUAGAGGAGAUUCCUGAAAAUGCAGCAGACAUCGCUCACCUCGCUCACCUGCACACACCGGGCAUUGUCAGCGGAGCAGAUCUGCGUUACACCAACAGCAAAAGCUGGGAAUUUCUGCGGCAUGACUGGAAGGUUGAAUGGGAACCAGAGUCAGAGCCCAACAAGCAUUGUUCUCAGAUGUUGGUGAAGCAUGCGCUUACUGUGUUUGGACACCGCUGGGCUCUGCUGGAUGUUCAUGUUGUGGCCAGACAGGUGGGCCCAGGAGUGGUGUUUCUGCUGUUUGACCACAGUUUCUUGGGCCGGGGUGUUAUAAUGCACUGUGUGACUCCAGUGGAGCCUCUGUUGCAGUGUGUCUCUCACACCAUCUUCUAUCAAUCUAAUGUCCUACCUCUGGUGCCCAAAUUCAUCCUCAGAGCAGAGUGCAUUCAGUUUGAGCGGGACGUGAUGAUCUGGAACAAUAAGAAGUACAUCUCCAAGCCUCUCCUCGUGAAGGAAGAUUCAGCCAUCCAGAAGCACAGGCGCUGGUUCAGUCAGUUCUACAGCAAGAACAGCCCACGGCUGCAAUACCAGCGCAACACUUUAGACUUCUGACCUCCCUGAACUACAGGAGGAGAGAUCAGCAGAGAAGAAGAUGUCAGGUCAGGGCUGACGUUAAUCAGAGGUCUCAGAGGAAGGAGUCCAGGAUUGACUUUCACAUAGGAGAGGAGACCUGACUUGCUAGUGGGAUGGGGCUGGGCGCUCUUUUGAAAGCCUGAACUUUACGUUAAACCUUAUAACCUCCUUUUCUUAGACAUAUUUAAGUGGAUGAUAUGACUAUAUAUGAUUAUAUACGCAAGUGCCUACAGCUGUCACGUCGGCUGGUUGCACUGGUAUAACUAACCGAGUGGAUUCAGCCCCGAAAUUUGGGGAUUUUGAUGAACCAGUGCUAAUAUUCAAAGCAAGCAAUACUAAGAACCACAAUUGCCUCAUUGUGACGUCGACCAUUAGAUUGUCAGAGCCGUUUUACUCUGCAAAAUGUGAAUAAUUGCAUAUACUGUGAUUCAUAUAUCCAGCAACAGUCUUGUGCUUGAGUAACUAUUUAAGCCGAUUUUUUUCCCCCUGUUUUUCUGUUGUCAUGGGUUACUAUAAACCGCCUACCUCUAGUUUGAGUUCAGUGGAAAGGCUUCUUCUUCUGCAGUGUCUCACAAUACUGUGAUCUGGUAUCAGUUUCUUCUCACUUUGGCUUCAUCUACGUUUGAAAAUAAUAAGUCUGGCCUUCCAAACUGUACGUUUAAAUCUUUAAUGUGUAAUCAAACUGGGCGAUGCCUCAACAGCAGGUAAAAUGGCAGGUGUGUUUGUUUUCUGAUUGAUAUCUCAGGUUACUUAACAGCCAGCUGAUAGGGAUUUUCUAGUCACAGCACUGUGCAAUGACAAUUUAAAGGACCACUUCACCAAUUCUUUUAGGCUUAUCUCUGGGACUGACAUGACUUUUAGGUAGUAUCAUUACACUGUCUCUAGCUUGUAGAGAAGCUAUGCCCACAUCUAAAUUCCUCUGAAAAACUUUGACACCAAGAUAACUUAGACUUUGGAUUAAGCAGCACGGAUGGAUAAACUGUUCUUUGUGAAGAAAUAAACAGCAUGCAACUCCUAAAUUCCCAAUUUUUUAAUUUAAUAAAAUAAUAAAAUAGAUUGUGUAUAGAUUCAACAAAAACAAAAUACAACAUGAUCACGAGUAGGCUUUACAAAGCCAGGCUAGCUGUUUCCCCCUGCUUCCAGUCUUUAUGCUAAGCUAGGCUAACUAUGUCCUGACUCUACUGUACUAGCUCUGUAAACCUGCAAUAACUGGCAAAAAGUUGUGAACACUGACACUACUAUCACCAUCUAAGUUUAUAUGGCAAAUUUGUUGGCAAACAGUUGCUAUGUACACAUCCAGCAGUUACAGAGCAACAUUAAAAGUGUUUCUGGCAUACAGUUUCACCGAAAACAGCUGCCUGCUGAGAGCGAUGAGAGUGAACCUAAAACAAGCAAGUUGCGGGCUGGAAAACGAAAAUUCUCUGUGGCUUCAUCACUUCGAGCGACCCCUUUCACAUGCAAGUAGUCAUCCAUUGAUAUUAUAAAAAUACUGUUCUUCUAAUCUCACUCUCAUAAAGAAAGGCAAAUAAGCAUAUUUCCCAAAAAUGUUUAACAUUAUUCCUUUAACAAACAUAAUUGUGCAUACGGUUAUCCUGAGCCCAGGAUGAAAACUAAGGGGGACAGAGCUUUUGCCACUGUGGCCCAGAGGCUCUGGAACAACUUGCCCAAAGAAAUCAGGUUAUCUGAGUCAGUGUCUUCUUUUAAGUCUCUUCUUAAAACGCAUUUUUAUCGGAAAGCAAGAAAUUAUAGCAUACAAGAAAAUUACUGACCCAAAUUGAAUAGCAUUAAAGCAUUAAAUCCCUGGAGAGGGAUUCGUGUCAGUAUGCACAUUAUUUUGUUUGUUUGUUUUGUAGGGUUACAUUCAAUUUUUACAGUUUGCAGCCUAUCUGGUCCAGACUGGUUAUAUGCUGUUAUUGUAUGUGUUUGUUUGUUUUGUUUUAUUCAAGACUACGCACUGAAAACUUUUAUUUAAAGUGUUGCUCUUGAUGCACUGUCAUAAAGUUGUGUUCCCAUUACUGCUCUAGCAUAUGUGCAUGUAAGACAGCCAUAUGCAGAUUAAAUAUUUCUUUUUCUUUAUUUACUCACAGUGCACAUUGUCGACUCAUUACUGACUUAAUCACCGAUGACUACAAUGCUAUGAGGCUUCAUUAAAUGCUACUGUGCCUGCUUGGAAAUGUGACAAAAGUAUAAAAGCAAUAAUCUUCAGUUGCCUAUGGUGAUGGCGCUGGUUAUGUGGGAUUGCUUGGCAUUACAUUUUAAUUUCCGUUAGAUUGUCAGAUGGUGAAAGAGAGAAGAUUAAUUUCAAAGCAAACGUUAAAAAGCACAACAUUUCUUAUGAACAACUCUGUUCCUUCUCAAUAUUAAAAAGUAUUUUCCUAGCUGGCUAAUCUACAGAUGUAAUGUUUAUUUAAAUGUGCAGAAUAAAUCUGUCUGCUCGGCUCUAA